AUGGGAGUGGCCAACAAGGCUUGGAGGCUUAGCUUGAUAUCGGAACAACCGAACCUGGCGCUUUCAAACCAACCAAACGGUAAGCAUUAUCAAUAUCAUCCAAAUAAUUACAAUGACUGGCGGUGGUGGAGAUCCUCUGCCACGCAGCAGCAGCAGCAGCAGCGGAGGAAGGUACCGUGGUCGCUAGUUUGCGGUUUCAUGCUUUUUGGUUUGGGAUUGAUUUCUCUCUUCACUGGACACGUGGCUUCUGAUCUUGAGUGGUACUCUCAACGAUUAGUCAAGCGCAGCCUCUUCUACUCUAGGCUGGAGGGGAGGCGACGCGAAGCCAUUGAUAUUUGGAAAUCAAAGUACUCGAAUUACUUCUAUGGAUGCAGCGAAAGAGGGCGUAAUUUUCCUCCUGCCAUACGCGAGCGGGCUUCAAAUGGCUAUUUGCUUAUUGCUGCAAGUGGAGGGUUGAACCAACAGAGAACUGGAAUAACAGAUGCUGUGGUUGUUGCACGGAUUCUUAAUGCUACAUUGGUUGUGCCCGAGUUAGAUCAUCACUCCUAUUGGAAGGAUGAUAGUGACUUUGUCAACAUUUUUGACGUUCAUUGGUUCAUUUCUUACCUUGCAAAAGAUGUCACCAUUGUGAAAAGAGUUCCUGAUAAAGUCAUGCGGAGACGUGUCGUGCAGCUGACAAAGUUUGACUAUAGGCUUGCAAGUAACCUUGACGAAGAGCUGCAAAAAUUGCGCUGCCGGGUUAAUUAUCAUGCUUUAAGAUUUACAAAACCCAUACAAGAAAUUGGUGAGAAACUUGUGACAAAAAUGCGUAUGAUGGCGACACGUUAUAUUGCAGUUCACUUGAGGUUUGAACCUGAUAUGCUUGCAUUUUCUGGGUGUUACUUUGGUGGGGGUGAAAAGGAAAGAUCUGAGCUCGGCGAAAUAAGAAAAAGAUGGGCAACAUUACCAGAUUUAAGCCCUGACGGAGAGCGAGAGAGAGGAAAAUGUCCACUCGCUCCUCAUGAAGUAGGAUUAAUGCUGCGUGCCCUUGGUUUUUCUAACAACACAUACCUCUAUGUUGCAUCUGGAGAAAUAUAUGGUGGAGAAGAGACUUUGAGACCCCUUAGAGAACUCUUCCCAAACUUCUAUACAAAGGAGAUGCUUGCAGUUGAAGAGCUGAAACCUUUUCUUCCAUUUUCUUCCCGCCUGGCAGCCAUUGACUACAUCGUCUGCGAUGAGAGUGAUGUCUUUGUCACAAAUAAUAAUGGAAACAUGGCCAAGAUUCUUGCUGGUCGAAGGAGGUAUGCCGGGCAUAAGAGGACCAUCAAACCAAAUGCAAAGAAGCUCAGUGCUUUGUUCAUGGCAAGGGAUCGGAUGGACUGGGAUGCAUUUGCCAAAAAGGUGAAAGCAAGCCAGAGAGGAUUUAUGGGGGAGCCAGAUGAGGUGAGGCCUGGACGAGGUGACUUCCAUGAAUAUCCAUCGUGUAUUUGUGAGAGGCCAUUCACUGAUGAAAACAGCAAGGGUGAAGAGCAACUGGCAGACAGAAUUCCUAUGAACUUCAAAGAAAAAGUUCACUCUAAGUAUGCUGGAGAGAACCAAGGUGACAAAAGCCUCCAGAGAUUGAAGAAGAUAAGCAUGGGAGAAGAACCGAUAUCUUUAAGAGAGAAUGAGGAUGGUGAAAAUUUUCCUGACUAA
Dovyalis caffra is the source of this 1674-nucleotide messenger RNA. Lineage: Eukaryota; Viridiplantae; Streptophyta; Magnoliopsida; Malpighiales; Salicaceae. The record is from the annotation of a GenBank genome assembly.